AUGUUAAAGAUAAUAGCUUUUGCAGUUUGCCUUGCUGUGGUAGUUUCAGCUUACGAGGAUUAUCAUAGUUAUCCUAAGUACAAGUUCGAAUAUGGAGUCAAGGAUCAUCACACCCAUGAUCACAAGAGCCAGUGGGAACAUCGUGAUGGGGACCAUGUGAAGGGACAGUACACUCUGGAUGAAGCCGAUGGAACACAUCGUAUUGUCGAUUACACUUCAGAUCAUAAGGGCGGAUUCCAACCCCACGUCGAACGCAAGGGACAUGCUCAUCAUCCCCAUCACGGAGAAAGCUAUGCCAACAUUCACCAGCACUACUAA
Molecule: messenger RNA, 318 nt
Organism: Toxorhynchites rutilus septentrionalis
Lineage: Eukaryota; Metazoa; Arthropoda; Insecta; Diptera; Culicidae
Product: cuticle protein 19-like
Exons: 2
Coding region: 1-318 (105 amino acids)
Cellular component (GO): extracellular matrix
Source: RefSeq, a predicted model, not a curated record